AUGGCCUCUCCUACCCAACCAAAGCCGUUGCCAUUCUACGCACAGUUCACAGCCGGAGCGAUUGCUGGUGUUACCGAGCUUUUGUGUCUUUACCCUCUCGAUGUCGUCAAGACGCGAAUGCAGUUGCAGGGAAGAGCAGAGGUCGGCGCAGAACGUUACAAUGGUAUGGUUGAUGCCUUUAGAAAGAUUAUCAAGUCUGAAGGAGCGGGUCGCCUAUAUAGAGGUCUGGUAGCACCGCUGAUGCUAGAAGCUCCCAAACGAGCCGUCAAAUUCGCUGCCAACGACUUCUGGGGUAAAACAUACCGUUCCCUCACUGGACAAUACCAGAUGAACCAAUCUCUUUCCCUCCUUACCGGCUGCUCGGCUGGUGCGACAGAAUCGAUCGUCGUCGUACCUUUCGAACUCGUCAAGAUUCGUCUCCAAGACAAGGCGCAAGCGCAUCUCUACACUGGACCGAUGGACGUUGUUCGGAAGAUCGUUGCUGCCGAUGGCCUGCUCGGACUGUACGCUGGUCUGGAAAGCACAUUCUGGCGUCAUGUUCUAUGGAAUGGUGGUUAUUUCUCAGUCAUCUUUGCCGUUCGGGCACAAAUGCCAAAAGCUCAAUCUAAAACAGAACAGCUUACAAUGGAUUUCAUCUCUGGUUCGAUCGGUGGUAUGGUAGGAACUAUGAUCAACACUCCAGCAGAUGUGGUCAAGUCAAGAAUUCAAAACACACCCAAUCUAAAGGGUCAGGUGAGGAAGUACAAUUGGACUUUCCCAAGUAUUGCCCUCAUUGCCAAGGAAGAAGGUUUCUCAGCACUUUACAAAGGUUUUACCCCAAAGGUCCUUAGGUUGGCACCCGGUGGUGGUGUGCUGCUCUUGGUUGUCGAGCUUGUCUUGGGUCAGUUUCGAUCUUUCCUUGGUCCACCAUAUGUGGUGCCGGAUGUGCAGAACAAGUGA
Ustilago hordei is the source of this 939-nucleotide messenger RNA. RefSeq names its product putative ODC2 - Mitochondrial 2-oxodicarboxylate carrier. Lineage: Eukaryota; Fungi; Basidiomycota; Ustilaginomycetes; Ustilaginales; Ustilaginaceae. Gene Ontology annotation, biological process: transmembrane transport. The transcript has 2 exons. Bases 1 to 939 code for a protein of 312 amino acids. The record is from RefSeq and is a predicted model, not a curated record.